ACAAGAGGAAACGAAGAAUCAUGAGGUUUGGGAAAGAGUUUGUGUCUCAAAUGAUCCCAGAAUGGCAAGAAGCUUACAUAGAUUACGCUUACCUCAAAACCAUUCUUCAAGACAUCCAAGCUUCCCGUAGGGUUUCAGAUUCCAAUAACCAGAACAGUAGUACUCCUUCCUUCGCACGCAACCUAACCAGACGGUACAACCGCAACGCCUUGGUCUCUGAGAAUCACGACAUUGUGGUCAACACUGUGACACGGGACGAAGAAGGGCUCGAGACGACGGCUUACGAGACUACGUUUUUAAAGGCUGGAGAACAAGGUGGAGACUUUGAGGUUACCUUCUUUAGAAACCUAGAUCGAGAAUUCAACAAAGUGAUUAGCUUUUACAGGUUAAAAGUGGAGAAAGCUAGAACUGAGGCUCUGGCUCUGAACAAACAAAUGGAUGCUUUGAUUGCUUUUCGACACAAAGUUAUGGAUCAGAAUCAGAAGAACCCUUCUGUCUUUGAUUCAGUCUCAGUAGACAUCAAUGGCUUAGAUUCUGAGGCUGGAUCAUCUUCCAAUUGUAGAGAACACAGAGUAGCAUUAGAAGAUGUUAUGAGGAAUGAUGAUACAUCGAACGAGAGUAUUCUUGAGCGCAUCAGGAUGAACAAAACGCGAGAAAUAACUCCUCUGUCCGCAAUUAAAACCAUCCUCAAGGUCCAUAAACAGGACGAGCUCAAAUUCACAAGAGAGAAUCUCAAGGAAGUCGAAAAGCGACUUCAGGUUGCAUUCAUCGAGUUCUAUCAGAAGCUUCGACAUCUUAAGAAUUACAGCUUCUUGAACGCCUCCGCCGUUUCCAAGAUCAUGAAGAAGUAUGAUAAGAUAGCCAAAAGAAAUGCUGCGAAACUGUAUAUGGACAUGGUGGAUAGAUCUUACCUCAGUAGCUCUGAUGAAGUUCAUAAGCUGUUGCUAAAAGUUGAAUCUACUUUUAUUGAACAUUUUUCCAAUUCAAAUCGGAGGGAAGGGAUGAGCCUCUUAAGACCAAAAAUAAACAAAGAACGUCAUCUUAUAACGUUUUCCACCGGCUUCUUCUUCGGCUGUGGUGUUUCUCUCAUUGUAGCUCUUGGUUUGAUCAUCCAUGCUCGUAAUAUCAUGGGUACACCAGGACAAAGAACUUAUAUGGAAACAAUGUUUCCUCUUUACAGGUUCUUUGGGUUUGUAGUUUUGCACAUGGACAUGUACGCUGCUAAUAUCUACUUCUGGAGGCGAUACCGUGUGAAUUACUCCUUCAUCUUUGGAUUCAAACAAGGCACUGAACUUGGUUAUAGGCAUGUUCUACUUCUCAGCUUUGGUCUUGGUACACUUUCUUUGUGUGCUGUCUUAUUAAACCUUGACAUGGAAAUGGAUGCUCAAACAAAAGACUACAGAUUAGUCACCGAACUUAUCCCCCUCUUUCUCCUCGUUUUAGUGAUUGCUAUUUUUCUCUGCCCCUUUCACAUUUUGUAUCGGUCAAGCCGAUACUUCUUCCUCUCGGUUCUGUUCCGCUGCAUCGCUGCACCAUUUUACGCGGUGAAUCUUCCGGACUUUUUCUUGGGAGAUCAACUAACAAGCCAGGUUCAAGCACUGAGGAGUCUAGAGUUCUACAUAUGCUACUAUGGUUUUGGAGAUUUCAGAUAUAGACGACGAGACACCUGCACAUCAAAUAUUGGAUUCAGAACAUUCUACUUCAUCGUUGCCGUUAUACCUUACUGGUUACGGUUUCUUCAGUGCAUCCGAAGAAUGAUGGAAGACAAAGAUCUGAGUCAUGGCUACAAUGCCAUCAAGUAUCUCUUGACCAUCGUCGCUGCUUGUCUUAGAACAGCCUAUACUCUAAACAGAGGAACCACAUGGAACAUCACAGCUUGGGUAUUCUCGGGAGUUGCAACGUUUUACGGAACUUACUGGGACAUUGUUGUUGACUGGGGAUUGCUUCAAAGAGGAUGUAAGAACAGUUUCUUGAGAGACAAGCUUCUUGUUCCUCACAAAACCGUGUACUACGCUGCAAUGGUCCUGAAUGUUUUGUUGAGGUUAGUGUGGUUGCAAACAGUUUUGGAUCUGAAAUUCUCUUUCUUGCAUAGAGAAACUAUGGUCGCGCUUCUGGCUUGCCUUGAGAUCAUACGCAGAGGUAUCUGGAACUUCUUUAGGCUGGAGAAUGAGCAUUUGAACAACGUUGGGAGAUACAGGGCGUUCAAAACUGUCCCGUUACCGUUCAACUACGAAGAAGAUGGAGAUCAUGACAAUUAGCUUAACAAGAAAUACUUGGUUUCACA
Molecule: messenger RNA, 2284 nt
Organism: Arabidopsis arenosa
Lineage: Eukaryota; Viridiplantae; Streptophyta; Magnoliopsida; Brassicales; Brassicaceae
Source: the annotation of a GenBank genome assembly